Messenger RNA from Hyla sarda, 1609 nucleotides. It is a transcript of the gene IL12B, whose product is annotated as interleukin 12B. Gene Ontology annotation, cellular component: membrane; external side of plasma membrane. Lineage: Eukaryota; Metazoa; Chordata; Amphibia; Anura; Hylidae. Gene Ontology annotation, molecular function: cytokine receptor activity; protein binding. The coding region runs from base 69 to 1016 and encodes 315 amino acids. The record is from RefSeq and is a predicted model, not a curated record. Gene Ontology annotation, biological process: cytokine-mediated signaling pathway; immunoglobulin mediated immune response. The transcript is spliced from 8 exons.
AGAAAAGCCACGAGUUAUACGAGCUCCGGAACUAGAGGAACUGCUCCAGGCUACUCCCAGGGAGAGAAAUGGGGCACAUUGUACCAGUAGUCAUUUUGCUUAUUGCCUGUUCAGAUCUUCUUCAAGCAUCCAGGUUUUUCCACUUGAAAGAAAAAACUUUAAUUGUAGAGGUUGAUCGAUUAAAAACAAAAAGUGGAGAAACUGUGACCAUUGAAUGCAAUACCACUGCUCACAGCAAUGCUGCCCUCGACAACAAAAGAAUACACUGGAGCAAAAAGGGCCGCACAGGCAAAACCCUCACCGUGAGAGUAAGCGAACGCCCGGAUGCGCAAAACUAUACGUGUAUGCUGGGAAAUGAGAUCAUUGACUAUACACAGGUUGUAAUACAUGAGGUGAACCAGCACCCUAUCAGAAGAAUUCUCAAGGUAAAAAGUCCAAUAAGUUGUAUGAUAAAAAACUACCAUGGCCAUUUCACUUGCUCAUGGAACGGAACAUCCGAACCCAAUAUUGAGUUCUUCUUUGAAGCCUUUGACAAGAACAGCGACAGUCCAUUAACCUGUGGGAACAUCGAAAAACAUAAUACAGAAGGAAAUGCGAUCCCCAGCUAUACGGUGCACUGUCAUGACGCUCACACAUGCCAUUACUCAGAAGAUCCAAGUAUUGAUGUGGAGCUGCAUGUCCUGACCAAGACCAUGUAUGAGCAUCAUACUAAAUCCUUCACAUUGCGAAACAUCAUAAAACCUGAUCCGCCACAAGAUCUUCGCUUAGAGAACAUAAACAACGACCUCUACUUACAUUGGAAUUAUCCAAAAACUUGGUGCAACUCACACUCAUUCUACGGGCUUGUGUUUAACAUCAAAGUGGAAAGGAAAAGUCCAAACGAGGAGGAGAACUACCUAAAUGUUGAUAACACAUCCCUGUUCCUGGGCCACAAUGAGGUCACACAGUUCUGCGUUCAAGCCCGAGACAUGUACCAUGUUAACUCUUCCUGGAGCAAUUGGUCAUGUGCCAAGUAGCAAGGAAAAACACAAAAAGCAGCACAAACAAGAGAAGGACAAGAAGAAAAAGAAAAAAGGCAACAAAAAACAAAAAAGGCAACAAAAAACAACAAUGACGUAAAAUAAUAAUUGCACACAAGCAUACAACUUGGAUCUCCUAUUUUUGCACAGUUGUGACAAUACGAAGCAGGCCAUUGCAUUGUUACAUUGUUAUACUUCAUAGAGUCUUUUUUUAAUAUAUAUUUUUGUACCGUUAUUUAUUUCUUAUGUACAAUAAGUUUGAUCAGUUUUAAACUGAUAAGUGGGUCUAAUAGAGCACCCAGUUUUGUACCAUAGAAUAAGGGCCUGGGCGACUAGGGUGAUGCUUACCUGACAUUUUUACUUCAUGGCAUAGAGACGUCUCAGAAGUUUGGAUGGGUGGAGGUCCAGGUGGUAGAAAAGUCUAUAGACUUUUAUGGGGGAGAUUUAUCAAAACCUGUCUAGACUAAGAGUGGUAGAGUUGCCCAUGGAAACCAAUCAGAUCACUUCUUUCAUUUUUCCCAGGCCUCUUUAAAAAGGAAAGAUGUGAUCUGAUUGGUUGCUAUGGGCAACUGCACCACUCUUCCUCUGCA